UAUCAGUUGUGCUUAUCAGUAAUCCUGUUGCAGCCUCAGACACGCCAUUCGGGGCAAAGACGCAAGUGCUGCUUUGUAUUCGGGGAGACUUCGAACCAGGAUGGGGAGUGCGCAGAGUAAGGGGGAAGGAAAUUUCUCCCAAGAUGAGUUAAUGCGACGAGAGGAAGAGAUGCUGCGACAGAGAGAAAAGGGAAAUCCUUCCCAAGAUGAGUUGAUGCGACGAGAGGAAGAGAUGCUGCGACAGAGAGAAAAACAAGAUAAAGAACUUCAGGAUCAGCGAACUGCUGGCAGAAGGAAACCGACCCAACAGGAGUUAAUGGACGAGGAAGAAAGGAUCCUGCGAGACAGAGAGAGGAAGUGGAGGAAUUUGCAGAAGUGAAGAAGCAAAGAUAAACACAAACACACACGCCUAACUGUUUGUGUAAUACGA
This is a messenger RNA of Penaeus vannamei (Pacific white shrimp), 430 nucleotides long. RefSeq names its product golgin subfamily A member 6-like protein 7. Lineage: Eukaryota; Metazoa; Arthropoda; Malacostraca; Decapoda; Penaeidae. The record is from RefSeq and is a predicted model, not a curated record.